AUGGGUAAACUGUUGCUGUUAUUACUGCUGACAUUAGUGUUGGGGAUCACCUCCAGUCCCGUUCAAGUGGGGACCCGAGCCUCCAGAGACCACAACAACUACACGAAAAACCCUCACCGCGUGGUCUGUUAUUUCGGGAGUUGGGCCCAUUGGCACGAGAAGGAGAGGUUUGAGAUCGAGGACAUUGAAUACGAUUUGUGUACUCAUGUUAACUAUGGUUUCGCCAAAAUCAAUGAAUCCACGUAUAAGAUUGAACAGUUUGAUCCCUACCUCGACACCAAAAAGGAUGGACAGGGAUUCGAGGCCUACAAGAGGUUCAUUCAUUUAAAGACUAAAAACCCAAACCUAACGACAAUGAUAUCAUUGGGCGGAUGGUAUGAGGGGUCGGAGAAGUACUCGGAUAUGGUUAAGGAUGCGAACAGAAAGCGAUUCGUCGACAGUGUGUUGGCUUUCCUCGAAGAACACCAAUUCGAUGGACUGGAUCUCGAUUGGGAGUACCCGUCAAACAGAGGGGGCGAUGAGGUCGCAGACAAAGGAAAUUAUAUGAAACUGUUGGCUGAACUGAGAGAGGCAUUCAAUCCGAAGGGAUAUGUCCUGACGGCAGCCCUCUCACCGGGAAAGAAAACAAUAGAAGCGGCGUAUGGAGACAUACCUAAAAUGAAUGAACUGCUCGAUUGGGCUAAUAUAAUGACAUACGACUAUCACGGGGGUUGGGAAGACAUUCUCGGACACAACGCCCCACUCUAUAGCCGACCCGAUGAGACAGAAGGCGAUUACCCAUACUUUAACGUCAACUAUACUGUCAAUUAUUACUUGUCAUUGGGUUUGAAGAAGGAGAAGAUGGUGAUGGGAGUGCCCUUCUAUGGCAGGGCCUGGACUCUCAUGAGUAAAGAUAAGCACAAUCUCCACGACAUCGCAAAGGGUAUGUCACCCGAGGGUUUCAUCGGUGGUGANUCAUUGGGUUUGAAGAAGGAGAAGAUGGUGAUGGGAGUGCCCUUCUAUGGCAGGGCCUGGACUCUCAUGAGUAAAGAUAAGCACAAUCUCCACGACAUCGCAAAGGGUAUGUCACCCGAGGGUUUCAUCGGUGGUGAGGCCGGAGUGUUAGGAUAUAAUGAGUUAUGCCAACUGGAACUCCAUGAUCCCACCAAAUGGCACAACCUAUCGGACCCGUACUAUAGAGCGCCGUAUGCUUAUAACGAUGAGAUAUUCAUUGGUUUUGAAGAUGUGGACAGUAUUUCGUGCAAAAUCGCUUUCUUGAAAUCCAUGGGACUGUCGGGUGGUAUGGUGUGGGCCCUCGAGAACGACGACUUCAAGAACAGGUGCGGAAAGGGUAAGAACCCCCUCAUGAAUAAAGUGCACCGUAUGUUGAAUGGCGAUGAGAUCAAGUCGCUUGAGUGCAAAUAUACACCUCCGCCACCACCACCUACCACUACAACUACAACCACGACAACACCGGCACCGACCACCACAACUACAACAACUACCCCAACACCUCCCCCUUCAACCACACAGUCAGCUGGAUCAACCACAAGUCAUAAAGAUUUUAUGUGCAGUAAUUAUGGAUACAUGCCAUACCCUGGUAACCCAAAUAAAUACUAUCAGUGCGAGAAAAUUGGUGACGAGUGGUAUAUCCAUGAGAGGACUUGUGCUGAGAAGACUGAAGUAUGGGUUCAGGAGGAAUUGAAAUGCGAUUGGCCUAAACCACCCCCGGGUCACUAUUAA
Molecule: messenger RNA, 1722 nt
Organism: Oppiella nova
Lineage: Eukaryota; Metazoa; Arthropoda; Arachnida; Sarcoptiformes; Oppiidae
Source: the annotation of a GenBank genome assembly